CGGAAGUGAGCUGCUGGACCCUCGGCAGGUCGGGUCCGGAUCCUUGCGUCAUGGUGUUCGAGUCCCUGGUGAGCGACCUGCUCAACAGGUUCAUCGGGGACUACGUGGAGAACCUGGACAAGUCCCAGCUGAAGAUCGGGAUCUGGGGAGGAAACGUUGUUCUGGAGAACCUGAGGGUGAAGGAGAACGCUCUGAGUGACUUGGAUGUUCCCUUCAAAGUGAAAGCUGGACAGAUCGGGAAGUUGACGUUGAAGAUUCCGUGGAAGAACCUUUACAACGAUGCUGUGGUCGCCACGUUGGACGGUCUCUACCUGCUGGUGGUUCCCGGAGCCACGAUCAAGUUCGAUGCGGCGAAGGAGGAGCGUGACCAGCAGGAGGCGAAGCAGCGCGAGCUGCAGCGCAUCGAGGAGGCGUUACAGCUGGCUGCACGCAGAGAAAAACCUCAGGAGGAGAAAAAAGACACGUUAAUGGAAAAACUGGCGACUCAGGUUAUUAAAAACCUGCAGGUGAAGAUCAGCAGCAUCCACGUGCGCUUUGAGGACGACCUGUCGGACCCAGAGCACCCCCUCUCUGUGGGAGUGACACUGUCCGAGCUCAGCUUACUGACGACUGAUGAGAACUGGAAGUCGUGUAUCCUUAACGAAGCAGCAAAGAUCAUCUACAAGCUCGGGCGUCUCGAGUGUCUCUGCGCCUACUGGAACGUCGACAGUCCCAUAUUCUACAAAGGAUCAUGGGAGGAAAUUGUGACUCGGCUGAAGUCUGGGAUCAGCUGCUCAGACCAGCAGCUUCAUCACUACCAAUACAUUUUCAAGCCGAUCUUUGCUUCGGCUAAAAUGUGCAUCAACCAAAACGCUGAGCUGGAACUGAAAACCCCGAAAGCAAAGCUUCACCUGGAGGUUCAGAACAUCGCCAUAGAGAUGACCAAACCACAGUACCUGUCCAUGGUGGAUCUGCUGGAGUCGAUCAACUGUAUGGUGAAGAACGCCCCCUACAGGAAGUUCAGGCCUGAAGUCUCUGUUCACAAAAACACCAAACUCUGGUGGAGGUACGGCCUGGACAGCAUCCUGGAGGUCCACAUCCGGCGCUACAGCCGCAUGUGGUCCUGGUCCAACAUCAGACUCCACAGAGAAAACCUGAAGAAGUACAAGUCCGUCUUCAAGACCAAACUGAGCCAGGGCAAGUCGAGUCCGGACACAGAGCGACGCAUCCAGGAGCUGGAGAAGGUUCUGGACGUGUUCAACAUCACUUUGGCUCGACAGCAGGCUCAGAUGGAGGUGAUCAGGUCCGGGCAGAAGGUGGUGGCGAAGAAAGCGACGGGGGGGCAGAAGCAAGGGGGAGGUUUCUUCAGCAGCUUGUUUGGGAAAAAGAAUAAAAAGGAGGAGCAGGAGCAGGAGGAGAGCAAGGAGACGGAGAGUUCUGGACUCGACGAACUCAUGACGACAGAGGAGAAGGAGAAACUCUACUCGGCCAUCGGCUACAGCGGCAGCUCCCACAGCCUGACGCUACCCAAACAGUACGUAGCCGUGGUCGUCAGCUUCCAGCUGCUGAGGACUUCAGUGACUCUCAGAGAACUGCCCGACGUCCCAGAGAUCCUCAAGAUCCAGAUGAUCGACCUCAGCACCAAGAUAUCUCAGAGACCUGGAGCUCAGGCCAUCAGGGUGGAGGCGGCUCUGGAGCACUGGUAUGUUACUGGUUUGCUGCAGCAGAGGGCGAUACCUUCUCUCAUCGCCUCCGUCGGAGACUCCUCCUCCUCUCUGCUCAACGUCGUGUUCGAGUUGAACCCGGAGGCGAGCAGCGCCGACCAGCUCAUCAGAGUCCAGUCCCAGCCGGUGGAGAUCAUCUACGACGCGCUGACAGUAAACAGCAUGGUGGAGUUCUUCCAGACGGGGAAAGGUGUCGACCUGGAGGUCCUGACCUCGGCCACUCUCUCCAAACUGGAGGAGAUCAAAGAGAAAACAGCCACGGGUUUGUCUCACAUCAUUGAGACCAGAAAGGUUCUGGACCUGAGGAUCGACCUGAAGCCGUCCUACCUGCUGAUCCCAAAGUCUGGAUUCUACAGCGACAAGUCGGACCUCAUCGUCGUGGACUUUGGCAGUUUACAGUUGAACAGCGUGGAUCAGAGCAGCUUCAGUCCGUCUUCAUCGUCCUUCUCGUCUCUGGAGGAGAUCAUGGAUCGAGCCUAUGAGCGAUUCAACGUAGAGCUGAGACGAGUCCAGGUCCUGUACAGCAAGUCAGGUGAGCUGUGGAAGUCGGCUCGUCUUCAGGGUUCUUCACUUCAACACAUCCUCCAACCGAUGGACUUCACCCUCCACCUGGCAAAGUGCAUGGUGGCCAAAGACGCCAGGAUGCCCAGGUUCAAGGUGUCUGGGGAACUUCCGCUGCUUCAUGUCAAGAUUUCGGAUCAGAAAAUCCAGAACGUUUGGGAUCUGGUCCAAAGCAUCCCCCUGCCAGACAUGGGCUCCUCCCCCUCCACCCCCACAGACAAGGUUCUGUCAUUGGCCAACGUCAGACCACGAGCGCUCGGUCUUCACCCCGCCCUCCUGGACGCCAUGGAAACCGACUCUGAUGAAGACGUCAGUGAGAAGUCGACUGAUGAAGAGCUGCAGCGCACGGCUCUGGAGGAACUGAUCGACGUCCACUUCCUGUUCGAAGUCAAAGAGGUACUGCUGGAGCUGACGCGGCAGGAGGACGAGGAGAAAACCGUCUUGUCCCUCAGCGUCUGUCAGCUCGGGGCUGAAGGGAAGAGGCGGAGCUUCGACCUGAGCGCCACCUCGUACCUGCGCAGCGUCACACUGGACUACUGUGGAGACGACAGGACUCGUCCUCUCCACCUGAUCAGUUCUUCAGAGCAGAAGAGUUCAAACCUGCUGAAGGUCGAGUUCAUCAAGGCCGACCCCAAAGGUCCGAGCUUCCAGACUCUGUUCGACAACACUGAACAGACACUGAAGGUGGAGUUUUCCUCUCUGGACUUCCUCCUUCACACUAAAGCUCUUCUUUCCACCAUCAACUACCUGACCAGCGCCCUGCCCUCAGACCUCAGCACCGCCCGAGACCGAGACACCAAGAAGCAGGUGGAGAAGACCGGCCCGGGGCGGACAGUGUCUAAAGGAGUCAAAGAUGGCGGCGUCUACAGCUUCAAGCUGUUUGCUGUGCUGGGAUGUUUCCACGUGGAGGUGUGUGACGACCGCUGCAGCAUCGCCGACAUCAGAGUCCAAGGAAUCGAUGCGUCGGUGCUGGUGCAGGCGAAGGAGACCGAGGUGUUCGCUCGACUCCGAGACAUCGUGGUCACAGACGUGAACCUGGACACCGUCCACAGGAAGGCUGUGUCCAUCAUGGGGGAGGAGGUGUUCAGCUUCAAACUGGUCUUGUUUCCGGGGGCGACGGAGGGGGACGGCUACAGAGACAUGUCCAAGGUGGACGGGAAGGUCUCGCUGCGUCUGGGCUGCAUCAACAUCGUUUACCUGCACAAGUUCCUCAUGUCACUGCUGGCUUCUUUUUGUUUUCAGUACUCGUCUGCUGAUCAGAUGUUUGUAGACAACUUCCAGACGGCUAAAGAAGCUCUGAGCGCCGCCACGGCUCAGGCGGCGGAGAAGGCGGUGUCCAGCGUUCGGGACUUUGCCCAGAAGAGCUUUCGUCUGUCCAUGGACAUCAAGCUGAAGGCGCCGCUCAUCAUCAUCCCCCAGUCCUCCACCUCCCAGAAUGCAGUAGUGGUGGAUCUCGGUCUGAUCACGGUGGAAAACAGCUUCUCUCUGCUUCCUGUUGAAGGUUUCUCUCUGCCGGCCGUGGUGGAGAAGAUGAAUGUGAAGCUGACGCAGCUGAAACUCUCCAGAACCGUUCUGAGGCCGGACUCCUCCCACCUCAUCUCCUCAGACAUCGAGAUCCUUCAGCCAAUCAACUUGGAGCUGCUGGUCACACGGAACCUCGCAGCUUCCUGGUUCACCCAGAUCCCGGCGGUCCAGGUCCAGGGCGUCCUGCGCUCGCUGAACAUGAGUCUGAGUGAGGAAGACCUCGGCGUGCUGAUGAAGAUCCUGGUUGAGAACAUCGGUGAAGGAAGUAAAGAGCACGACAUGGACGUCAAAAGUCGGGCGGCUCAAGAGAAGGCGGUGCUUGCUGAGCAGCAGGUGGAAGUGAUGUCACCACAGGUGGGAUCUGCUGGGACUCCGCCCACCAUCGGAGGUCCGACUGAAAACAUCGUCAACGUCCUGCUGAACUUUGAAAUCAAAGAGGUGCUGUUGACCCUGAAGAAGCCCGGAGACCAGACGGAGACGCCGUUCCUCGUCCUCCACGCCGCUCACCUGGGCAUCGACACCAAGGUCAGGAAGUACGACAUGUGUGCCACCACGUACAUCAAGAAGAUCACCAUGAAGUGCCUGGAGUUCAAAGACUCGAGCGGCGAGCCGCUGUGUCUCGUCAGCUCGUCGGUGGAGUCCGGAGCCGAGCUGCUCAAAGUGCAGUACUUCAAGGCCGAUCGUUCUGCACCAAACUUCUCCUCCAACUACAAGAACACGGAGCAGAUGAUGAAUGUGACCUUCACCUCUCUAAACUUCCUGCUCCACACUGAGGCUCUGCUCUCUGCCAUCGACUUCCUGUCCACGGCUCUGAUGUCUGACAGCGUGAUGUCCUCUGACAGAGACGUCAAACCAAAGACAGACGAAAAGACGCCUUCUGCCAAGUCCACUGCCACGAUGUCACCUGCGGACAGUGAUGUCAUCGACCUGAAGGUGAUGAUGUCACUGGGUGCCCUCAACGUGCUUGUGUGUGACCAGAGAUGCAACAUGGCCGACAUCAAGAUCCAGGGUGUUGACGGAUCUUUAUUGAAACAAGGAGCACAGACGUUUAUUUCAGCUCGACUCCGAGACGUCGUCGUCCUCGACGUCGAUUCUCAAACCGUCCACAGCAAGGCUGUCUCCAUAGUGGGGGACGAAGUCUUCAGCUUCUCCAUGAGUCUGACUCCGAACGCCACCGAGGGCGCCGGCUACGCCGACACGUCUCAGACCGACGGCAAAGUGAAGCUGAACGUGGGCUGCAUCCAGGUGGUUUAUCUGCACAAGUUCUUCAUGUCUCUGCUGAACUUCAGCAGCAACUUCCAGACGGCGAAGGAAGCUCUGAGCGCCGCCACGGCUCAGGCGGCGGCUCAGGCGGCGUCCAGCGUCCGAGACUUUGCUAAGAAGACGUUCCGCCUGUCGAUGGACAUCAAGCUGAAGGCGCCGCUCAUCGUCGUGCCCCAGUCCUCCACCUCCCAGAAUGCACUGGUGAUGGACCUGGGUCUGAUCACGGUGGGCAACAGCUUCUCUCUGCUUCCUGUGGACGGGUGUCCGCUGCCGGCGGUCGUGGACAACAUGGACGUCGAGCUGACGCAGCUGAAACUGUCGAGGACCUGUUUGGACCUGGACUCGGGUCGACCCAGCAUCGAGCUGCUGGAACCCGUCAACCUGCACCUGAACAUCAAGAGGAACCUGGCUGCUUCCUGGUACAAGAAGAUGGCGGCUGUGGAGAUCGACGGAGACCUGAAGCCCAUGAAGGUGGCGCUAUGUCAGGAGGACCUGAAGGUGCUGCUCCGGAUCCUGAUGGAGAAUCUGGGAGAGGCUGGGAGUCUGCAGCCGACCGCCCCAAAACAGGAGGGCAUCAGUCUGCCUGUCCGAGCGGCCGGGGCGCCCCCUGCAGAUGUCGUGAAGUCGAGUGUGAGCAGGAGUGAAGAAGAGGAUGAAGCUCUGGAGUCCGUCAAGUUCCAGUUCAACAUCGAGUCUCUUGGUCUGGUUCUGUACAGUGACGACCCACAGCAGCCUCUCCAGCUCCAGCACCUGGAGAACCUCCGACUGGGCGAGUUCACCCUCCGGUCCCUGAAGACGUCGGGGGGGCUCCGUGCCGGGGGCAGCGUGGCGGUGACCACGGUGCUGACGGACUGCACGCUGGACGACCUGAGGAGCGGCAUGGAGAGGGUGACCUCACGCAUGGUGAGACGGCGAGACGAGAGCAGCUCGGAGACGAUGAUCGACGUGACGUAUCGUCAGAGCGCCGCCGGGCGGGAGGUGGUGGCCGUUCUGCAGAAGCUCUACGUGUGUGUCAGCGUGGAGUUCCUCAUGGCCGUGGCAGACUUCUUCCUGCAGGCUCUGCCACAGGCCUCAGCCCUGAGCGCCCCCCCGGCACCAGGGGACAGACUGCCGCUGAGACAGACCGCGGACCCCCGAGCCGACGCCAGGAUCGCCGCGGCGGUGCGGACCCUGGUGCGGGCGGUGGUCGUGGACCCGGAGGUGGUGUUCGUGGCCAGCCUGAUGAAGGCCGACGCCCCCGCCCUGGUGGCCUCGUUCCAGUGCGACUUCCAGCUCCAGGCCGAAGGCGACAGGACCCAGAACAUGAGAACUAACCUGAGGGAGCUGAAGGUUCUCGCCUGUCCCUUCAUCCGGAACGAGGAAGGCAAAGCCGUCACCACCGUGUUGAAACCCUGCUCUGUUGUCCUGGAAACCAAAACCCACCCCAACCAACCGCUGAGCGGCUCGGUGACGGUGGAGGAAGUCAUCGUCAAGAUCUCUCCGUUCAUCAUCAACACGGUGAUGACGAUCACCGCCGCCAUGGCGCCGAAGCCGCCUGACGAGCAGAGUCCGGGCGCGGUGGGAGUCACUGACCUGUGGUCGGUCAUGAACAUCUACGACUGUAACUACUGGUUCCUGGGAGUGGACCAGGCCACGGAGGUCACGGAGAGCUUCAAAGAGCCCGACGGACGCAACCAGGGCGAGAGCUUUGCCGCAGAGGUCAAGGUGGUGCAGGUGACUCUGGAGUCUGGGUUGGGUCACCAGACCGUCCCGCUGCUGCUGGCCGAGUCCUCCUUCAGCGGGUCGGCCAAGAACUGGUCUUCUCUGCUGCAGCUGAAAGCCAACAUGACGCUGGAGGUGAACUACUUCAAUGAGAUCCACGCCGUGUGGGAGCCUCUGAUCGAACGAGUGGACGGAGGCAGCCGGAGGUGGAACCUGGAGCUGGAGAUGAAGAACAACCUGCUGCAGGACAAGAGUCCAGUUCACGGAGACGACUUUGUGAUUCUUCCUGAACCUCGAACAGCGAUUCACAUCUGCUCCAAGGACACGAUGAACGUCACCGUGUCUCAGAGCUGCCUCAGCGUCUUCCACAACCUCACCAAGGCAUUCUCUGAGGGCACCGCCUCCACCUUCGACCCGUACCUGAAGGAGAAGGCCCCCUUCACCAUCAGGAACUCCCUGGGGAUCCCUCUCAUCGUGCAGCACAGCGCCACCCUCAGGCUGGUGGGAGUAUCGUCCCAGGGGAAACUUCACGAGCUGCCGGUGGAUCAGAGCCUGGACCUGGAGCACUCCAGUUAUUCCUCAUCCCGGGGGAAGCUGUCGGCGCUCCAGCGGCAGGAGAGCUGCCUGUUCCACCUCACCAUAGUUCCCACCGGAUACAGCGAGAUCUCCAGCGUGGCCGUGGACAAACCGGGUCGUCGUCUCUACAACGUCCGAGGUCCGAUGCUGCAGGAGGCGGUCUCCGUGCUGCUGCAGAUCGACGCCGCCGAGGGCAACAAGGUCGUCACCAUCCGCUCGCCGCUGCAGAUCAAGAAUCACUUCUCUGUGCCGUUCACCGUGCUGAGGUUCUGUCCGGCGUCCCGCGGCCUGGAGCGCGUGGGACAGGCCGAGCCGGGGAGGGAGUUCCACGUCGCCUUGGAAACAUACAGGUGUCAGCUGUUUGUGCGUCCGGCCGGUCCGCUGGAGGAUCAGUACGCUGCGUCCUCCACCUGCGUGUCCUGGAAGGAGCAGGUCCACCGCAGCUCCGAGGUGCGCUCCCUGCUGCAGUGUCCUGCGACCGACAGCAGCUUCCUGCCGCUGAUGGUCACCGCGCUCGCCGUCCCAGACGACCUGCGACACAUCGCCAGCCACGGGGAAGACGACUGGGACCCGGCCUACAUCAUCCACCUCCACCCGGUGGCCACGCUGCGCAACCUGCUGCCCUACACGCUCCGCUACAUGAUGGAGAGCUCGGCGGACUCGUACGAGCUCCUGGAAGGCGGCACGUCCGACCUCCUGAACGCUCGAGUCUCCGGUGAGAUCAUGUCUCUGGUGCUGAUGAGGUAUCAGGGUCGCGACUGGCACGGACACGUCCGCAUCAGGCAGGAGAUGCCGGAGUUCUUCAACCUGACUCUGACCUGCGACUCGGACGCCGGCCUGACGGUGGACGUGAGCGUUCACGUGACGAGGACGGCGAGCCAGCUGCUGCUGUCGCUCUUCAGCCCGUACUGGAUCAUCAACAAGACGUCCCGCGUGCUGCAGUACCGAGCCGAGGACGUCAGCGUCAAGCACCCGGCCGACUUCAGAGACAUCGUGCUGUUCUCCUUCAGGAAGAAAGCUGUGUUCAGUAAGAGCAAGCUGCAGCUCUCGGUCUCCACCAGCUCCUGGUCCGACGGUUUCUCUCUUGAAACCGUCGGAAGUUACGGUUGUGUCCGUUGUCCUGACGACAGCAUGGACUUUCUGGUGGGCGUCAGUAUCCAGCUGAGCAGCUUCAACCUGACGAGGAUCGUCACCAUGAGUCCGUUCUUCACACUCGUCAACAAGUCGUCUUACGAGCUGGAAGUGGGAGAGGUUCGCCCUCCGUCCACCAGGUGGCACUACAUCUCCUCCACAGAGUGCCUCCCCCUGUGGCCGGAGAACCCCUCGGGGAAGUUGUGCGUCCGUGUGGUCGGAUCUGAAUCCGCCUCCAAGUUGUUCUUCUUCAACCGACAGGACAGUGGCACGCUGAUGAGCCUGGACAUGUGUGUUGGAAUCAUCGUGGAAGUCAACAUCUCCGAUCACUCAACCGUCAUAAGCUUCACUGAUUAUUAUGAUGGAGCCGCUCCUGCUCUGAUGAUCAACCACACACCCUGGGUCACCGUCAGCUUCAGGCAGAGCGGCUCGACGGCGGCUCAUGAGCUGAAACCGGGUCAGGCGCGGCGGUUUGUGUGGGACGACCCGGCGGGGGUCCGGACCCUCAGCUGGAGCUGCAUGGAGCAUUCAGGAGAACUGGACCUGCUGAAGGACGAUGUGGGUCAGUUCUCCUACGACAGCCUGUCUCAGGUCCACUGGGUCUCCUUCCUGGACGGACGCCAGCGGGUGGUGCUGUUCACCGAGGACGUUGCCGUGGUGUCGAAGGCUCGACAGGCCGAGGAGCUGGAACAGUUUCAACAGGAAGUGAAGGUGUCUCUACAGAACCUGGGACUGUCUCUCAUCAACAACACCAAUCAGCAGGAGAUCGCUUACGUUGGCAUCACCAGCUCAGGCGUUGUUUGGGAGAUGAAGCCGAAGAAUCGUUGGAAACCGUUCAGUCAGAAAAACAUCAACCUCCUGGAGAAAACCUACCAGAGUCAGCUGAGCAGGAAGACAGAGGGAGGCUGGGUCCGACUGGAGAGCAGCCUGGAGGUGAACCUCAGCGGCGCCGUCAUGAUGAUGCGUCAGCCGAUUUCCUGUCAGGUGAGGAGGAACUUCCUGUCUGGGAUCCAGGUGGAGUACAAGCAGUCGCCCCAUCAACGCAGCCUGAGAGCUCAGCUGCACUGGUUACAGGUCGAUAAUCAGCUUCCUGGUGCGAUCUUCCCGAUCGUCUUUCAUCCAGUUUCUCCUCCAAAAUCCAUCGCUCUCGAUUCAGAGCCGAAGCCGUUCAUUGACGUGUCCAUCAUCACCAGGUUCAACCAGCACAGUAACGUCAUGCAGUUCAAGUAUUUCAUGGCUCUGGUUCAGGAAAUGGCCGUGAAGCUGGAUCAGGGUUUCCUAGGAGCCAUCUUGGCUCUGUUCGCUCCACCUGCCGACCCCGAGGCCAACAAGCAGAAGUCCCGGCUGCUGGACUCAGAUCUGCAGCUGCUGCAGGCCGAGCUGAUGGAGGCUUCGCUCAGCGACACGUCGGGACUGAGCUUCUUCGAGCAUUUCCACAUCUCACCCAUCAAGCUCCACCUCAGUCUGUCUCUGGGCUCCAGCGGAGACGAUGUCUCUGAGGAACCAGCAGCUGUUCAGUCUCUGAACUUGUUGUUGAAAAGUCUCGGAGCUUCGCUGACGGACGUGGACGACCUCAUCUUCAAACUGGCGUUCUUCGAGGUGAAGUUCCAGUUCUACCGCAGAGAGAAGCUGAUGUGGGCGGUGGUCCGACACUACACCGAGCAGUUCCUGAGGCAGAUGUACGUUCUGGUUCUGGGUCUGGACGUCUUGGGGAAUCCGUUCGGACUGAUCCGGGGUCUGUCUGAGGGAGUGGAGGCCUUCUUCUACGAACCUUUCCAGGGAGCCGUUCAGGGUCCAGAGGAGUUUGCUGAAGGUUUAGUGAUCGGCGUUCGCAGCCUGUUGGGUCACACUGUCGGGGGCGCUGCAGGUGUGGUGUCCAGGAUCACGGGUUCGGUGGGGAAAGGUCUGGCCGCCAUCACCAUGGAUAAAGAGUAUCAACAGAAACGGCGAGAGGAGAUGAACCGACCGUCCAAAGACUUCGGAGCGAGUUUGGCUAAAGGAGGAAAAGGAUUGUUGAAGGGAGUCGUGGGCGGAUUCACCGGCAUCGUCACCAAACCUGUGGAAGGGGCGAAGAAGGAGGGCGCCGCCGGCUUCUUCAAAGGAAUCGGUAAAGGUUUGGUGGGCGUGGUCGCUCGGCCGACCGGCGGCAUCGUGGACAUGGCGAGCAGCACCUUCCAGGGCAUCCAGAGAGUGGCCGAGUCGACAGAGGAAGUGACCAGACUGCGUCCGGUGCGUCUGAUCCGCGAGGACGGGAUCAUUCGACCUUACGACCUGACGGAGUCUCAGGGUUUGGAUCUUUUCCAGCGUUCACAAAUCACACAGUUGGACGGAGAAGUGUUCAGACGUCACUGUCUCUAUCCUGGACACAGCAAGACCAACAUCAUUAUCACCAACAGGAGAGUCUUGUGCGUGAAGGAGAUCAACUUUGUCGACCAUUUUAACAAAGAGUGGGAGUGUUUGUUUGAGAACUUCUGUCGUCCUCCGGCCGUGACGGGAUCUGAGCUGAGCCUCUACUGCAGGCAUAAGUUAACGUUGACAAAUAGAGAUGAGGAGUCGGUGAGGAAACUUCAGCUCAGAGACACAAACACUGCUCAGGCGCUGCAGGCGGCCAUAUCAGACGCUCAGACGGCGCAGAAGCAGAAUCGAAUGGCGAGACAGAAAUCACAGCGUUUCCUGAAACCAGACAACAAGCACUGAGGUCACUUCCUGUCAGCGGGUGUCACUUCCUGUCAGCAGGUGUCUUUGUUAGAAUUUAAGAUGUUAAAGAGGAUUUUUAAUGAAUGUCGAGCUGUGCCUUUAAGUGUAGAAACAGAUCCAAACUGAUUUCCUGUUUACACAUCUGGAAUCAUCCAAUCAGAGCUCACUCUGCACUUUUUCAGUAAAGUUUAAUUGAAUAGCUUCAUAAAACUUUAUUGUUUAUAUGUAUUGAGUCAUUAAACAAAUCACUAGUGGACAGGAAGUUGUUUAUAUAAGAAAAAAGUAAAGCUCAGUUGUUAUUGGGCUUUUCCUGAAUGUAGGAAUUACGAAUGUUGUUUAACUUCCUGUUUAAAAAUAAUUCAUUAUCGAAUGAAAUUCUAAAUGUAUCAAAUAUUUGUAUCUGUUGUCGUCAGAGAAAUGUUUUUAUUUUAUUUUAAUUAUAUAAUUUUGACAACUUGGGGCUGUGGGUUAUCUUGGUUUGCCUGCAGGUGGCGCUGUCACGAGUUUAAGAUGAAGUUAAAUGAGGUGUUGCACUAAAAUCUUUCCAGAGAGAAGAAUCAGUUCCACUUGUUUAUGAACUGUUUGAUUUAUUUUCAUCUGUUUCUGUCUUUGUUGUUGUUUACGUCUGAAGAUCAAAGCUCAAAUAAAUAACCUGCUCUGUAGCCAAAGAGAUUUUUAUAAAGACGAUUGUUAACA
Limanda limanda (common dab) is the source of this 11852-nucleotide messenger RNA. It is a transcript of the gene vps13c, whose product is annotated as vacuolar protein sorting 13 homolog C. The transcript is spliced from 85 exons. Gene Ontology annotation, biological process: mitochondrion organization; protein retention in Golgi apparatus; protein targeting to vacuole. Lineage: Eukaryota; Metazoa; Chordata; Actinopteri; Pleuronectiformes; Pleuronectidae. Gene Ontology annotation, cellular component: extrinsic component of membrane. Bases 51 to 11156 code for a protein of 3701 amino acids. The record is from RefSeq and is a predicted model, not a curated record.